AUGAGUUCAGAUCCAAGCGAUGAUGAAACGGCCUCAAGACCUCGCAGAAGAAAGGAAAAAGUCGUGGAGCUUAUCGAGGUUGACGGGAAGAAGGUAAGUAAAACAUCUACCGGCAAACGGAAGUUUCACAAUAAGUCGAAGAAUGGUUGUGAUAAUUGUAAAAGAAGGAGAGUAAAGUGCGACGAGGGAAAGCCAUCGUGUCAGAAAUGUAUCAAUAUGAAAUUAGACUGUGUUUAUACUCCUGUCAUGCCAAGAAAGCGCAAAGCCAAUGGGCUACCGGCGGCCGUAAAGUACGUUACAACAAAGUCCGAGGAGAGCAGUAUCGUACCUCCUGACCGCAGAAAUACUGUUGAUAAUGUCAUGCAAGAGUCAAAGGAUGUCGAUACCGAGACAGCUAGAAAAGCCAGUUUGAGCGUGGCUGAACUACAGCGUCAACAACAAAACGCCGCUCAAACGCCACUAGGCUCUCCAGAGAAUUUACUUUUGCCUCCACUAUUCUCAGGAACCAAUAUGCAAUUGCAACAACAAAUACAACAACAACCACAGCUUCUUCCGCAGCUCAUGACGCUGAGUAAUUCUGAGAAGUUUGCGGGUUUUGAUUUUCCAAAUAGCCCUUCAUUCCAAUCGACAGCCAUGAACGUGACUAAUAGCAUUGGCAGUAUAUUUGCUGCAAAUAAACUUCCUUCAAAUGUGUUAAAUAAUGUCAUGAAUCAACAACAACAACAUCAUCAGCAUCAAAAUCAACAGCAAGCGUCAUCUCCAGCAUUAAUGCUCCACUCCCACGAGAUGAUGUCCGCCCCGAGUAAGACAGGAAUAAACCUCAAGCAAAUGGCAAUGUUCUCGACAGCUGGUAUUGGGGGUGUUACUUACGAUUUCCAAGAACUAUUAGGUUUGAAGGGACAAGGUAUUGCCAGCAAUCAAGCGAAAGCAAGCACUACUGCAGAAGAAGUGCUAGCCAGCAUGCAAAGACAACAACAGCUUGUCCAACAGCAGCGGCAACAGCAGCAACAACAGCAACAAGAAAAUCAACAAAAAGCACGGCAGGGAGGGGUAGAAACAGCAAAUGGAGGUGAAAGUGCGAAUAGAUCAAGUCUAGAUCCGAAUGCCACACCAAAUUUGGUAAAUAAUCCAACAAUAUCACCUGGAGCUCCAAUGUCACCUAUGAGUAAAGCUGAAGCAGACCCUAUCACUUCAGAUGAUGCAACUCACUUAAGUGCUGCUGAAAUUUCAAGACAUGGCAGCACACAGAUGGAUGGCAAAGUUUUAAGUAAAUCCGUGAAAUCGGAGUCAAUUGAAGAUGGACACUCGCUCCCAGGUUCGAUUAUGCGACUAAUUGAACUUUCAAAUGAGGGCACCCUUAACCUGGUGGACUUAAAGCUAUUUCAUCACUACUGCACCGAAGUUUGGCCAACAAUUACAUCCGCCGGGAUAUCAGGAAGGAGUAUAUGGAGUGAAGAAAUACCUCGCCUAGCUUUCGAUUACCCAUUUUUGAUGCACGCCUUAUUAGCGUUCAGCGCUACACAUUUGUCUCGGAAAGAGCCUGGUCUAGAGCAAUAUGUAGCCUCCCACAGGCUUGAUGCUUUAAGACUUCUCAGGAGAGCUGUACUUGAGAUUUCCGAAGACAACACUGAUGCGCUGGUCGCUAGUGCGUUGAUUUUAAUCAUGGAUUCGCUUGCUAACGCCUCAUCAGCGAAUCCUGCCGUCACAGAUUCAUUAGUGUCAAUGUCCCCUUCAGCUUGGAUUUUCCACGUAAAGGGCGCAGCUACUAUUUUGACUGCGGUUUGGCCCCUAACGGAGAAAUCCAGAUUUUACAACUUGAUUUCCGUCGACCUUAGCGACCUCGGUGACAUAAUCAAUCAGGACAGUGGUACGGUCUCGGAGCUUGUCUGCUUUGAUGAAAGCAUCGCUGAUCUAUACCCCGUUGAGAUUGAUUCUCCUUACUUGAUAACGCUGGCUUAUCUGGACAAAUUGCAUAGGGAAAAAAGCCAAUCAGACUUUAUUUUACGUGUCUUUGCAUUUCCUGCUCUACUUGACAAGACAUUCUUGGCAUUACUUAUGACCGGAGAUCUUGGAGCAAUGCGGAUCAUGAGAUGUUACUACAAGUUAUUAAGAGGUUUUGCUACAGAGGUCAAAGAUAAAGUAUGGUUUCUUGAAGGAGUCACACAAGUACUUCCUCAGGAUGUCGACGACUAUAGUGGUGGUGGUAUGCAUAUGAUGCUUGACUUUUUAGGUGGAGGCCUGCCAUCGAUGACUACCACUAAUCUUCAACCAGGUCUUACUGAUUUUAUGUGA
Molecule: messenger RNA, 2292 nt
Organism: Lachancea fermentati
Lineage: Eukaryota; Fungi; Ascomycota; Saccharomycetes; Saccharomycetales; Saccharomycetaceae
Source: the annotation of a GenBank genome assembly